AUGGGUGACGAUAAGACGCUUACGAAGAUUCCACACUUCGAUGGUCACUAUGAUCAUUGGAGCGAGUUGAUGGAGAAUCUGUUGCGAGCUAAGGGUCUAUGGAACAUGGUGGCCGAGGGUUACUCUGAGCCAGCAGAAGGUGUUGAAGUUAUUGCUGCUCAAAGGAAGGAUCUGGAGGAUCUCAAGAUGAAGGAUCAUCAGGUGAAACACUACUUGUUUCAGACAAUUGAUCGAACCGUGUUUGAGCAAAUCCUGGAUCGUCGAAACUCCAAGGUGAUAUGGGAUUCGAUGAAGAGGAAGUUUGGUGGAAAUGAAAGAGUGAAGCGAUCUCUCCUCAACACACUGAGAAGAGAAUUUGAGGUGCUGGCUAUGAAGGGAGACGAGAAGAUUGAUGAUUACUUUGGGAGAGUGAUGACUGUCUCAAACAAAAUGAGAAGCAAUGGUCAGAUCAUGCCUGAUUCGAAGAUCGUAGAGAAUAUUCUCAGAACGUUGACAGAGAAAUUCACUUACGUAGUGAUCUCGAUUGAAGAAUCAAAGGACACGACAAGCAUGUCCAUUGAUGAGCUACAGAUCUCUUUGGCGGUUCAUGAACAAAAGCUCAAGAGAACGAGCCAUGAAGAAGAAGAUCAAGCCUUCAAUGUCAGAGGAAGGGGCAGAGGUUCAUAUCGUGGAAGAGGCAGAGGAUGA
This is a messenger RNA of Brassica oleracea var. oleracea, 687 nucleotides long. RefSeq lists its product as uncharacterized. The coding region runs from base 1 to 687 and encodes 228 amino acids. The record is from RefSeq and is a predicted model, not a curated record. NCBI's taxonomy places the organism in Eukaryota, Viridiplantae, Streptophyta, Magnoliopsida, Brassicales, Brassicaceae. The transcript has a single exon.